AUGCCGAACCAGAAGAGCAGCCGGGGCAAGAAGAACAGGCGCGCCAACAGCAGCGGCGACGAGCAGGAGAAUGGCGGCCUGGCCGCGGCGGGGGCGGCGGGCGAAGCACCUUGUGCAACUCCACUGAUAUGUAGCUUUGGACGGCCUGUUGACCUAGAAAAAGAUGACUAUCAGAAAGUGGUAUGCAACAAUGAACAUUGUCCCUAUAGCACUUGGAUGCACCUACAGUGUUUUUAUGAGUGGGAGAGCAGCAUUUUGGCCCAGUUUAACUGCAUUGGGAGAGCAAGAAGUUGGAACGAGAAACAGUGCAGACAAAACAUGUGGACCAAGAAGGGAUAUGAUCUUGCCUUUCGUUUUUGCUCCUGCCGGUGUGGACAGGGCCAUUUAAAGAAAGACACUGAUUGGUAUCAGGUAAAACGGAUGCAAGAUGAAAAGAAGAAAAAGUCUUUGUCCGAAAAGAGUACAGGAAGAUCAGCAUCAGAAUCCACAGAAGAUGUUAAAAAGUGCAGGCCUGCAAACAAGCCACAAAAAGGUUUAAAUCAUGAUAUCCAGCGACGGCAUUCAAUGGAUAGACAGAACUCUCAAGAGAAAAGCACCUCUAGUGGUAGUUAUGCAGUCCGUUCUCCCUGUGGUUCUCCUGGCCAGUCCCCUCCAGCUGGUUACUCUGUUCUUGCCCCCGCACACUUCAGUGGGCCCCGUUCUUCGCGAUAUUUAGGAGAAUUUUUGAAGAAUGCCGUACACCUAGAACCCCACAGGAAGAACAUAGCCAAUAGCGGCAUGUUUAGAAAUGCUCACUUUGAUUAUGGGACGUCUGGGUUACAAACACAUAGGUCAGGACAUUUUGAUGCCCCUGUACAGUUUUUGAGGAGGCUUGAUCUCUCUGAACUCCUUGCUCAUAUACCACGGCAUAAAUUGAACACUUUCCACGUUCGGAUGGAAGAUGAUGCCCAAGUGGGUCAAGGAGAAGAUCUGCGGAAAUUCAUCCUUGCAGCACUCAGUGCCAGUCAUCGAAAUGUUGUCAACUGUGCGUUAUGCCACAGGGCACUGCCAGUGUUUGAACAGUUUCCAUUGGUGGAUGGAACCCUGUUUCUUAGCCCAUCACGGCAUGAUGAAAUUGAAUAUGAUGUUCCCUGUCACCUUCAAGGAAGGCUUAUGCACCUCUACGCAGUUUGUGUAGACUGUUUGGAAGGGGUCCACAAAAUUAUCUGCAUAAAGUGCAAGUCUCGGUGGGAUGGAAGCUGGCAUCAACUAGGCACCAUGUACACUUACGAUAUAUUAGCCGCUUCUCCCUGUUGUCAGGCACGACUGAACUGUAAACACUGUGGGAAACCUGUUAUAGAUGUACGUAUUGGGAUGCAGUAUUUCUCAGAAUACAGCAACGUUCAACAGUGUCCGCACUGUGGAAACUUGGACUACCAUUUUGUGAAGCCAUUCUCUUCGUUUAAAGUUUUGGAGGCUUAUUGACAAAAGCUUUGCCAUAGUAAUAGCUAUUUUAUGAGUAUUGUUUCUUUAUUUUACAUAUCUUUUAUAAAAUCUGUUCUGUGAUGGGAGGGAGGGGAAAAAACUAUUUUUUAAUUGAAAGGAAGUGCAGCAGCUUUGUGUGUUUGUGUACAUGUGUUCCUAUGUAGAUGCAUGUCAUUAAGACCAUGGUCCUCUUGCCACAGUUUCAGUGAAGGCGGGGGUUGAGGCAGCCAA
Messenger RNA from Euleptes europaea (tarantolino), 1695 nucleotides. It is a transcript of the gene HECA, whose product is annotated as hdc homolog, cell cycle regulator. The transcript is spliced from 4 exons. The record is from RefSeq and is a predicted model, not a curated record. Bases 1 to 1464 code for a protein of 487 amino acids. Lineage: Eukaryota; Metazoa; Chordata; Lepidosauria; Squamata; Sphaerodactylidae.